Suillus clintonianus is the source of this 1665-nucleotide messenger RNA. RefSeq lists its product as uncharacterized. The record is from RefSeq and is a predicted model, not a curated record. Lineage: Eukaryota; Fungi; Basidiomycota; Agaricomycetes; Boletales; Suillaceae. Gene Ontology annotation, molecular function: metal ion binding. The transcript has 11 exons. Bases 221 to 1477 code for a protein of 418 amino acids.
GACAAUAUGACCUUCGAGCUGCUCAUAUCAAUGAUAUAAUUGCCUUAUCUGCGGCCUUCUCCCAUUACACGAAUUCCGCGAUCUAGCCUGAUUAACGGCCCAGCCCCUUUGCAGGUAAACAUCGUGGCUUCGAUGGUUUAAAAGGCUGCCGAUUUUUGUUGAUAUUCCUGUGCUCCCUAAUAUCUAAUAUCCACUCUGUUCCCAUCGUUCGCCAACCCAUAUGGCAACGUCUCCGGUAGCAGAGGUCAGUCAGCAGCUCUGGGAUGAGACGCUGGGUAGACUUCUGAACCUGUCAUCGGCGACAAUUAAGCGGAAUGCUGACCUCGAGAAUCGCUUAGCUGAACUCGAGGUCGAGCUUGCGGUCUGGAAACAAGCCCAUGCGACAGCACUUGAAGGCGCAGACAGGGAGGCCAAGGCUCUCAAAGGGAGGUUGGCUUCUCUGAAUUCUCAGGUGGCGUCGAUGGAAACCUUCAUGAGUCAGAGUCUACUCGUACUCUGCGUCAUUGACGGGGAUGCUUGUAUUUUUAAUGACUUACUCCUUAGGCAAGGCCACGAAGGUGGCCGCCAGGCCGCCCAACAAUUGACGAGGGCAGUCGCGGAUUAUUUAACCAGCGAGGACAUUCACGUUCUCGGCCGACUGUCAUUUUGGGUAACGAUUUACUUUAACAAGGCCGUACUGGCGAAUGUUCUCGAGCGACAUAAAUUAUGUAGCCCGGAGCAACUCGAUGCCUUCAUUAUGGGUUUCAGCCAGUCUUCGCCUAGGUUUGUUUUGGUUGAUGUCGGAUACGGCAAAGACGCCACCUUCACGAAAAUUACAGAGUAUCUCCAAACAUACCUGCGCUUUCCCCAAACUCAACGGAUUUUCUUUGCCGGCGGUCAGGAAAACACUUACGCUCCAACUAUUGCUGCCUUGCAAAAUGACGGACUUUUGGGAAAAGUUGCUUUCUUAGAAGCCUGCCGCACGAGCCCCAACUACGCGCAAAAACACCGUUUGCCGAUUUUGAAUGUGGAGACAUUGUUUAUCAACCAGAGGCUCUCACCACCAUUGAGGACCCCUCCACCACUGAAUAUGAACGGUCUCAGUCCCACACUGACAUCUGGUGGAUUACCGACACCGCACUCGCCGCCAAGCAUGAGCGCUUCCGCGACGGGAAGGCUAGUUGACCCGACGUUGCCCCUUCAUAAGCAUUCUCCCCCACCUUGUAAUGAAUUCUAUCUCAUGUCCUGCACUAAAGGCGGGGCUUGUAAAUAUUCGCAUGACUAUAUCCUGACGCCAGAUCAGCUGGCUACUCUUGCUGCUAACGCCAAGAAAGCUCCUUGUAAUUUCCUGAAAAAUGGUCUCCUAUGCCCAUACGGCGAGCGGUGCUGCUGGGGUCAUGUAUGCCCUAACGGUCCGAAGUGUUUCCACCUGAGUAAGGGCAAAUGCUGGUUCAAAGGCGAAAGCAUGCAUAAUGUUUCGCCUCAUCUAUCACCUUAGUCUACCUCAACACAUGCUUGCCUGUUACUGAUUUGAUUUAUGUGCCGCAUGGCCUAUACGAAGGUUUUUGCUUGACGUUUUAUCGCGUUGCCCUCUGCUCUUUAUUUGCUUACAACAUUGUUGUUCAUUACAUGUUAUUGUAUGGAUCGGAUAUGCAUUAUUAUUUAUGGAUGUACUUCGAAUAACGA